This is a messenger RNA of Serpula lacrymans var. lacrymans S7.9, 393 nucleotides long. RefSeq lists its product as uncharacterized. Lineage: Eukaryota; Fungi; Basidiomycota; Agaricomycetes; Boletales; Serpulaceae. The record is from RefSeq and is a predicted model, not a curated record. The coding region runs from base 114 to 326 and encodes 70 amino acids. The transcript is spliced from 5 exons.
GGGCUCUCAAAUGCAUUCAUGGCUGUCUGCACUCUUGUAUUCAAGAGACACCUUCAAAUCUUCCAUGCCAACUCUGUCACGGUACCAUACAGGAGCACCUCAUACGGUGCGAUAUGCCGGCAAACAAUGAAGGACAACAGGGCCUGUUUAGCGCACACCCAUCAAGUGCCAAUGUUUCAGUAGUGGAUUCCUGCUGGUACUGUAACACCUAUGGUUGUAUCAUUCAUCGUGCAACGUCACAUCGUCACGGUAUUCUCGCAAACAUGUGGCUGUGGGAGCUGGGUAAACUGCAAAUUCGUAACUCGGUUGCCCUUCGAAGCCAGUGAACCAAUCGUAGGUUGAGGUAAUAAAGUUCCGACGUGAAAUCCCCUUAAUUCAGCGCGCGUUAGAAGC